Saprolegnia diclina VS20 is the source of this 1767-nucleotide messenger RNA. Its product is annotated as CAMK/CAMK1 protein kinase. Bases 1 to 1767 code for a protein of 588 amino acids. Gene Ontology annotation, cellular component: autophagosome; cytoplasm. The record is from RefSeq and is a predicted model, not a curated record. Gene Ontology annotation, molecular function: protein serine/threonine kinase activity; ATP binding. NCBI's taxonomy places the organism in Eukaryota, Oomycota, Saprolegniomycetes, Saprolegniales, Saprolegniaceae. The transcript is spliced from 5 exons. Gene Ontology annotation, biological process: autophagy; autophagosome organization; protein autophosphorylation.
AUGGCGACGCCGACCGAUGGCAUCGUGAUCGACGUCGAGGCGCCGCCGAUGCUGCUGCCGACCGAGGAGCUGCUCUCGCCGACGUCCAAGCAGAAGUACCGCGCGGGCUCGCUCACGCACCGCGUCGGCCUCGGCUUCGUCAAGAGCGCGACCUUCAAGCACAAGUACUUUCGCCUCCGCGACCAUGGCCUCCUCGGGUACGCUGCGCAGGACGCCCAUGUGGCCUCGCUCGAGGUGCUCUUCAGCCUCUUCACGCUGCUCGAAGUGCUGAGCCCGACGACGUUUGUGCUGCGCCACGUCAACGUGGUCCAAACCGACGACUCGUGGCUCAAGGUCGAAGACCCGGUCGUGCUCAAGGCCGCGUCCGCCGACGAAGCGAGCGCGUGGAUCACCGACAUUGGCGCCAAGCUCGAGCUCCUCAAGCGGCGCGACGACGCGGCCAAGCACCGCAAGGCGUCGCUCAUCCCAACGCACAACGCCGAGGACCUCCUCUUUAGCGCGACGCCCGACCCGCCCUACUACCGGACGUUUCUGCACAAGUACGUCAUGAUGGGCGAGAUUGGCGAAGGCAGCUUCUCGGUCGUGCGCAAGGGCGUCGACCGCAUGACCGCCGAGGUGUGUGCGAUCAAGUGCUCCAAGCACACGCCGUCGCUGCUCGAAGAAGUCGCCAUCCUCAAGCUCGUGUCCCACCCCAAUAUUGUCGGGCUGCACGGCGUCUACAAGACAGACGACAUGUUCUACAUCGUCAUGGACUACAUGGCGGACGGCGACCUCUGCGACCGGCUCAUCCAAAUGACGCGGUUCCCCGAAGACGACGUGCGCCGCAUCAUCGCCCAAGUCGCGUCCGCCAUCCAGCACAUUCAUGCGCUCAACAUCAUCCACCGCGACAUCAAGCCCGAAAACAUACUCUUGCACAAGGACUCGGUCAAGCUCGCCGACUUUGGCCUCGCCAAGCGCAUUCUGGACCCGACGAUGCAGUUUCAGAAGGGCUGUGGCACGCCCGAGUACGCGGCGCCCGAGCUCCUCUACGGUCGACCCUACGGCACGCAGUCGGACCUCUUUAGCCUCGGCGUCGUCACGUAUGUGCUUUUGUUUGGCGCGUUCCCGUUCACCGUCGCGUCGGCGGCAGCGCUCCAGCAGAUCCAGCGCUUCUCCGAGGCCGGCGACAUGCGCGACAUGAGCUGCCUCCACCCGUCGAACCCGCAGUGGCAGUGCGUGUCGCCGGACGCGCAAGACGUGAUCUUGCGGCUCUUAGCCAUCGACCCGGCCGAGCGCAUGACGGCCACCGACCUUUUGGCCCAUCCCUGGCUGGCGUCGACGCUGUCCGAGCUGCCGGCCAAGGACGACCAGCGCCGAGACGACUGCGUGCACGUUGGGUUCCGUGAGCUCCUCUACCGCGGCAUGGACGUCCUCAAGCACAACCAGAGCGGGAAGGACAAGGCUCCACACGCCUCGGUCUUGCGCUUUAACGUCGCGACGCAAGUGCUCUCGUGGACACCGGCGUCGACGCUGCAGCAAAACCCAAAGAAGCACUUUAACGCAAAAGACCACCCGCGCAGCAUGCCGCUCAAGGACGUGACGGCGGUCGUUCCGGGCGGGACGUCGCUCGCACUGGCCCCCAAGGUGGCCAAAGACGCAGCCAAAGACGCAGUGUGUCUCUCGAUCCUCACGGAGAAGCGGUCGCUCGACCUCGAACUCCCGACGACAACGCAACGCGACAUGCUGGUCGCUGGUCUGCGCCGCCUUCUGCUCUUGCUGCCGAGGUAG